CAUCAGCUGCUCUCUGUGACCUUCCCCUCUCCGAUGCCACCUGUGGGAUCACCGGCUGCUAACAGCAGGGGUUAACCCCGUUCAGAGCUCAGAAGAUGCCCCCCACCAGGCGGGAGCUGGAGUCCCGCUUCGUGCACCUCCUGCAGCCCAUCCGCGACCUCACCAAGAACUGGGAGGUGGACGUGGCCGCACAGCUCAGCGAGUACCUGGAGGAGCUGGAGAACGUCUGCAUUUCCUUCGACAAUGGGAGAACCACCAUGAACUUCAUGGAGGCGGCGCUGCUCAUUCAGGGAUCCGCCUGUGUCUACAGCAGGAAGGUGGAGUAUCUCUACUCACUGGUGUACCAGACGCUUGACUACAUCUCCAACAAGAAGCAGGAGAAGCUGCCCAGCUCCCUGGGUCCAGAUGGGAGAGACGCCGAUGCCACCUUUGGGGAGGAAGAUAUUGAUGAGAAGUUCCUCUCCCUGGAUGACAUCAAGGACACCAGCCAGGCCAAUGUGGACAUGAAGGAUCACCAGUCCAACCCCGUGAGCAUCAUUCCUUCAACCCCCAUGUCCUUGGUCCCACCAGAAGACGAUGAGAAGAGAGACAACCCCCUGCUCAGCUGCAAGGGGGAGGUCUUGGCGAGCCGCAAGGAUUUCAGGAUGAACGUGUGUACCCCGCACAAAUCCGGAGCGUUCCUGCUGGAGCUGGCGGGGCUGUCCCCAGCCCACCCCCAGAGCCCUGGCCCUGCCCCAGCUCCAGCCGGUGUCCCCAGCAGCAGCAACAACAGCAGCAGCAGCGGUGCAGAGGUUCCUGUCCGGGCACUGAGCUUCUCUGAGGAGGGAGGACUGGAGGAUGAUGGUGCUGGUGGAGAUGAUCCCAUGCAGGAGGAUGCCGCGGUGCUGGCUCCGGGUGGUGCCAAACACAUGGAAUCACAGCGGAGCACCCCAGGAUACGCGCUGCGGGAGCGAGCCCCUGCCCAGCUCCCCCAGACCCAUGUCAAGGAGCUGCUGGAUCCGUGGCAAAGUCUUGAUCCCUUCGCAGACUCCGAGGACAAACCCCUAAGGAAAGGAAGACCGUUCCUGGUGCCGCUGGGCCUGGAGGACAUGGUGGGGGGGAAGCGCAAGAGGAAAUCCCCCCGGAAGCUCCAGAACUUCAUGAAGUGGUUUGCCAUGGCCUACAACAACGUCUCGGAUGGCAGGAGAGCCAAGAGGAACGGCCCGACCUUUGCCGACCUGGAGGUGCUCUACUGGAAGCAGAUGAAGGAGCGGGUGGCAGUGCAAAGGAAGCUGCAGCCCAGGGAGCCACUGCAGCCUGAAGAGGAGCCGGAGCUGCUGGAGGAGGAGCGAGGGGCUGAGGACGAUGAAGAAGGUGACUUUGGGGAGCACGAGGACAUUGAGGCCCUGGAGGAGCUGGAGGAAGGAGCCCCCAAUCCCCGUCCCUCCAACUCUCUGUGCUACGAGGAGCUGGUGCGCAGGAACGUGGAGCUGUUCAUGGUGGAGUCGCAGCGCUAUGUGCAGGAGACAGAGCUGUCACAGCGUGUGCAGUGCUGGGAGGAGCGGAUGGUGCCACUGCUGCAGGAGCAGGAGUCCCGCCAGGCUCUGGAUGUCCGUGGCUAUGGGCAGGCGCUGGUGCAGGGCUGCGGCGCCCUCGGGCACUGGCGCUCAUUCGCACGGCUCGUGGCGGGGCGGCCCCCGGCCGAGGUGAGCCGGUACCUGAUGGCGGCGCUGCAGCUGGCCAAUGACUACGUGGUGGAGCUGGCGCAGGAGCCGGGGCUGGAGCAGGCACUGGACACGCUGAGGCUCCGGCUGCUCACGCACCAGCAGGCGCACGAGCGCUUCCAGGCCUUCCACCUGCCCUCAGCAUGCCCGUGA
Molecule: messenger RNA, 1856 nt
Organism: Pezoporus flaviventris
Lineage: Eukaryota; Metazoa; Chordata; Aves; Psittaciformes; Psittacidae
Gene: NCAPH2
Product: non-SMC condensin II complex subunit H2
Exons: 20
Coding region: 96-1856 (586 amino acids)
Biological process (GO): meiotic chromosome condensation; mitotic sister chromatid separation
Cellular component (GO): condensin complex; nucleus
Molecular function (GO): chromatin binding
Source: RefSeq, a predicted model, not a curated record